AUCUGAACUAAACGAAAAAUGAUGAGGAUCAAAAAUCUUAUUUUAGCUAUUUUCGUCAUUUUUCAAAGAUGUAACAAUGCAGAUGAAAUUCAUAAUAGUCAAACAGAUCCUACCAUUACAGAAGAAUACAGUAUUUCUACGCCAUUAGACUCGGAUGUUGUCAAUAACACCUACGUGGAUUACAAUUCUACAGACGAAUACACUGUUUCAACACCGACAAGUAAUGACAAUGACGACGAUUACGAAGCCUUGAAUGCUUACCAAGAUGAGUUGAAAAACUUAACACCAGACAAUGUUGAAGUGUAUUUACUUCGGAAUGAUACUUUAGAGUUUUUGUCUACAUUCCAGUUUGGUUAUCAGCGUGAUGUAAUCAGAAAUCAGUUGAAGUACUGCCCUUUCAACAAAUUAUGUGGAUUUUCAUUUAACUUGCCGAAUUCCUGGUGGACUUGUUGCAAGCCUUGUAGCUGCGAUUUUCCGACAUGUGUCAAGGACAAAACUUGUUGCCCUGAUAUAUUAUUCCGUCAUGCCAAUGGAUUCAAUGGCACUUCCGUUACCCAAGAAUUACCAGAACUUCUUCAAGGACAAAAAGUACAGAAGGACUGCAUUUAUCUGUAUCUGUCAAAGUCUUUUACCAUUACCAAAACAAGCGCAUACGGUUAUGCCACUUGCCCCAUUGGUACAGAGACGGAACUUCACAUAAACUGCACACGGUCGUAUAACGCCGAUGAUAUAUCAGAAUUAGUGGAGACGGUACCCGUCAUUAGUACAGAGACCAAUGAAUUAUACAGGAAUAAGUAUUGCGCGGUUUGUAAUGGUGUAUCUGUGUACGACUUUGAAAUAUUAGAUUUAGAACUAAUGUGCGAGGUAGCAUCUUACAUUACUACUGAUACUGACAUCUUAAACGCUGUUUUCGUUGAGGGGAAAUGCGAUAUUAAGUUCUCGACGGAGCAUAAACUAAAUUAUUGUUUCACAUCAGUAUCUGGCUGUAGCGUAACUGGCACAUUUGAAGAAACUGUAUGUUCUACAUACAGAUCAGUUAUCCUUAUUGACAGUCUGGCUUUCCAAAACAUUUUCUGCAGUAUUUGUAAUGGAGUUUUACCAAGAUUCUUAACCUGUCCAAUGGGAAGCAUGCAUGGAGAAGCACACUCUUUUUCAUUUUCUGGAUUGCUGAAGCUUGAUAAAGUGGAUGCUGCUCUUGAUAUUAAAAGUAGUAAUGAUAGCGAUAUGGAUAAUUGCUUAGAAGAUCACCUAUAUGACAAGAUAUCGGUAUGUCACAAAUAUUUUUUUUAUGGUUCAUGCAAAGACAUGGUGUGUUCAGCAAUUACUGUACUUAAGUCUGGAACGUGUGUCGAUUUGUUUACAAACUUGGAAAAGAUCACUUAUACUGCAUUUCUUCGCUUAAAACCAGUCAACCCCUUGUCCGUCAUAGACGCGUAUAUUGUCGCAGAUCACGUGAUUGCGCACAUGGAAGAGUUUCUGGAUGAAAGUGAAUUAUGCGGCAUGCAGAUUAUAUACAAACCUAAUGUGUCAUUAAGUGAAACUGAUCUUUCUGUUAUUGAAAGUUCAAAUUUACUUGAUUUCGAUGCAAGAGUGUGGUUUUAUAUAUCCAAACGUCAUGAUCCAAAUCAAAUCUUAGCAAAACUAAUGCACCUUCAUGACUCAAAUCUAGCAUUCAGGAUGAAUAACAGCAAUAAACCUGUCACAUUUAAGUUUCAAGUCAAGGACGACCACCCUGAAAAAUUUGAUGCAAUAUCUUUUCUGUCGCAGCCAAAUGAUAAAACCAACAAUUCAGAGACUUCUUCGGAAGACUAUGAAUUCGUACUAUUACCAAAUCUUAUAGCUAACAACUAUGAAGGCACUUGUGCAUUGAGAAAACAAGAUUUUAAUAUUAUAGAGAUCACAACCUGUCCAAAAAUAGAGGUAUCUGCAUCUGACGUACCUUGGAAGGAAGAAGAGAACGGUAUUACUUUUCCAGUUGGAAACUAUUUACUUGAAAGUAAUGAAUAUUAUUUCAUAGACGAGGAUCACAUAAUGGUAUGUGCAGACACGUACAAACAUUACUUGACCCAGAUACCACAAGAAGAAAGGGAUACGCCUCUCUCAGUAGAAUCUAUAAUAUCUAUUGCAUGUUCAGCUGUAUCUAUUCUAGCUCUUUCUUUUACCUUUUUCGUAUAUUGCUUCUUUCCUAAACUUAGAGGGACAAUACCGGGUAAAAACAACAUGUCAUUGGCAUUUACCUUAUUGCUCGCUCAGACUUUAUACUUAACUGGAAGCUUCAGUGAUUUAAAACGGAAUUCAACUGAAUGUCUUCUCUUUGGUAUAUUGAUUCAUUUGUCCUGGCUUGUAGCACUGUUUUGGAUGAAUAUUUGCACUUUUCAUAUGUUCCGCGUUCUUGCCAGAACAAAGGUUAUGUCUCAAUCAUCGGGCACGAAAAGAUUGGUAAUCUAUCACGUUUACGCACUGUCAAUGGCCGCCAUAUUUGUUUCUAUAAAUAUCGGCGUAUCAUACGCCAUGAACGGUGAUUUUGGUUAUGGUGCUAAAUCUUGCUACAUUUCUUCGCAGCGGAUGAUUAUAUAUACGUUUGGUAUUCCUGCAGCUUUUGUCGUACUUUCUAAUCUCUUUAUGUUUACAUUUGUUAUCAUUAAAAUCAAGCGGUCACCUUCGGUUCAAAAGAAUGUUCAAAAUGAGCGCAAUGACAUAAUUGUGUUCGCUAAAUUAUCGACCAUCACGGGUGCGACUUGGGUUUUUGGGUUUCUAUACAUGUGGACAAGUUCUGCAGCGUUGUCCUACAUGUUUAUUGUUUUAAACGCUAGUCAAGGACUGUUCAUCAUGUUUGCGUUUGUAAUAAACAAGCGAGUCUAUGACCUGUUUAGAGGUCAGGUUUUAGGACUGACCGUUACGUCUUCGGACAGUGGGCGUCCGACAUCCAAAACUUCCAUCAAAAUGGCGGACAAAUCCUAAAGGGUAUGCUUUUUAGAGGAUGAAUUGUAUUUCAUCCGAAAGAGUGCGAACAGAUUAUUAUUAUAUAUUUUAUAUUGAGCAGACUUCUUUCCUGAAUCGUUUAAUUAUGUGAGGUGUUAAGUAACAAUUGCACAUUAUUAUUGAAUAUGUUUUGCGUUAGCCUGAGAAGAGGUAGUUUGCGGACGGGAAUGUUUUUUGAAAAUACUAGUAUUUAGCCAUUUUUUAUGAAUAAUAAUAUUUGUAGUUCAUGAUUAUUUAAUAGCUUUAAUAGAAUGAUCUUUUUAGGCAAAGGUAUAGUUUUUAAAUGCAAAAGCUCCUAAGACAUACUGGUAAACAUUUAUUUGUUUAGCUUAGCUGACCCAGAUUUUUAUAUAAAAAGCCGUCGUGUCGAUUCCGUUUUGAAAUCUACUGUGGCAAAAUUAGUUUUAGUCAUUUUUGGUGAAUUGCGUCAGAUCGCGCGUGCAAUCCCGCGGGAAGAACUAUCGUUGACAUAACUACGCAAACAUUGUUUAUAAGAAAAUAAAUGUUUUUUUUUUCAUAUAUUUAGUGUCAAUGUUGUUAUAAUCAUUUUAAUAUAUAAAAUCAAAUUAUUGUAUAAAUUCAAUUGUAUUGCAUUGCGCUGUAUUGUCACUGUAUUGUAUUGUGCUGUUAUUGUAUUGUAUUUAAGAAAUAAUAUACAUCGGAACCGUGUUUUAACAUAUGGAAACAACACGAAUACUUUAUACGCCUGCAGAAUUUCACGAUGACGUAGCCCGGGUGAAUUAUACCCGCGGCGCAUAACUGAGUCGUAUUGUUGAGAUAUAUCAAAACAUGGUUCUGCUGUAUAUUAUUUCAAUUCGUGUAUGUAUUUUAUGUAAAUAAGUAAAUGGAAUAGCGAAGCACUUUUUCAUGGCGCGUGUAAUGGCGCCAAAUAUAGAAGGUUACAUGUCCCGAGGAAAAAGGUUUUCUGCCUCUAAUAAAUUGUGGCAAGACAAGAAGAAGAAAUUGACGCGAGCCACAAUUAUUCUCUUUUUAGUGAAGUGCGCAUGCGUGACAUUGGAGUGUUGGAUAGGCCUUAUGUUUGAGGCCCGUCACCAUGGUUAAUCAAUAUGAAAAUGAAAAUGACAGAUGAAUGAAUGAAUCGGAAGGAAAAUAAGGAUAUUGAAAAUAUAAGGUUGCUUAAACAAUAAACAAUAACAGCAUAGAAGGACAAUACAUACAUUUUAUAACACACCCCUUUAGUAACACUGUUAAGGUUGUUCUGCACGUACGGAUCAAAAUCUUUUCUACAAUGCAGAAUUUGAUUAAACCAUGAUUUUUCAAAACUUCAGAAUAUGCUUAGAAAAUAAGGCAAACAAAAAGAUAGGGUCGUGUGCUUGAUUUUCUAUGCUAGACUGAUUUGAAAAUUUUUUACAAUUUAUCAUAAUGGGAGUCUAUUGGAAAUCGCUACUUUCGAAUAGAAUUUUUUCUAUUUAAUGAAACUUCUCACAGUCGUAAAAAACAUAUGGUCUAUACUGUUGUGAAAUAAAAUGUAUAGGUCCGUGUGCUUUUUUUUUUUUUUUUUUUUUUUUUUUGAGAUAUUUGACCAUGAUUAAAGCGAACCACACAUUUCAAGCUACUUUUAAGACAUUAUUUUCAGUUAUUUAACGUGCCAGAUGUUUUAAUAUCAUAUUUUAACUUUAGAAAGAUAGUAACAAUGCCAUUGUAAAAUAUUUACUCACGGAUUGCCAUUAAUUCAUUUUUACGCCGAAUCCAGGCUUUAUUGUACGUUUUGCGGAGAAAGGACAUUACGCCAUCACUUCCAAUUUAUCAAACUUGCAUAACUACCUUAAGCUUCAAUGGAUCCUGAAACGUUAAUAUUUUAAUAAAAAGAUUAUUAGACUUGCAUCAGGAAAUAUGCACUCGUUCUUUAGCAGACUUUAGGACUUUAACACGAUUCCGCUGCAGCACUCAUGCACAUUUCUCGAUACACAUCUAAUAACCUAUAGAUACAAUA
Molecule: messenger RNA, 4936 nt
Organism: Mercenaria mercenaria
Lineage: Eukaryota; Metazoa; Mollusca; Bivalvia; Venerida; Veneridae
Exons: 2
Coding region: 19-2961 (980 amino acids)
Biological process (GO): G protein-coupled receptor signaling pathway; cell surface receptor signaling pathway
Cellular component (GO): membrane
Molecular function (GO): G protein-coupled receptor activity
Source: RefSeq, a predicted model, not a curated record